UUUGAUCUCUCUAUUUAUAUUCGUUCAAGUGUAAUCCUAUUUUCAAUUUCUGUGUCAUGAAAGUUUGUAAGGGGUAUUGGUGUCAAUGAAACUGGUGUUUCAUUCAAUAAGAUAAUUGGAUACCAGCGGUGCUCUUAGMCAGGGUAGUGACUAUACGCUUAAUAGUGUAUAGCGACCUGUGAAUAGAUCAUUCCAAUUCAUUAUUGUUGUUUUUUUCUCGGUGAAACUGACAAGAACUCUCUCAUACUACAUCUUGAAACCCGCUUACAAUGCGAGCAGCUAAUURCCUUUAUAUUAUCAUUGUCGUUUGUCAACUGUAUUUCCAGACAAAUGGCCUCUUAACCGGCCAAGACUUAGACAUCGAAGAUCUCAAGGAAGCUUCGGAUGAUCUGUUUCCUGCUCAAAAAUUAACACCACAAAAACCGCUUUGGGAAGCACCAGUCAAGAAAUCAACCACCGCUUAUCAUCUAAGGACCUUGGAUGACAGUCUUUAUCCUCAGGACCAACUCAGGAAUAUCAUAGAACCACGUAGGUUUAUAGAAGGACGUCGAGAUGCUGCUAAGAGRAGCGUGGAUAUUCCAUCCGAAAUCUCUCAUGAAUUUACUGACAAAAAGGCAUUGCUAAGAACGAGGCUGCUUGGUCUCUCACAGGAUGAUGAUGGUGAUUUUGUACGCAGCAAAGUGAAGCGCUCCAGUAUUGGUGAUAGAUUUGGAAAUACAGGAGAUGGGACUGAAAAUUACGAUGAUUCAAAUUAUGCAGAAAACGAAGGAAUUUGGGACCAGUCMCUUCUUGGCAAAAAAACUGAUGAACGAGUGAUUUUGAAAAACUUAAUGCGUCAAGACUCAAGCCCAAUGUUUGGUACUGCCCAGGAAGCCAGGGAUGAGCAAAAUACCAUCAAUGAAAUCGAAGAUCUUUCCAGACAAAGUUCGAAGAUGCCUAAAGACCUUCAACUCCCUUACAUGAACGGAAAUUUCGACAAUUCUGACAUAGGUCUGGACUUCUCAAAAAUGGACAUUAAAAUCGGGAAAUACAACACUGAUUUUGAYAAUAACGGGGAAAAUAGCGAGGCAUCGUUUUUGAGAAGGAAUUCUCUACCAGUUUUGGGACAUACAUGGGAGACAAGAAAUAGGGAUCGCAUCCCAAAACAUCGUAUUUCACAACUCGACGAAUCGGAAGAUCUAUCACAAUACAGUUUGUUCCCAAAGCUUUCCCAGUUCCCAGCCUUUGCACCACCUAACAAAAUAAUCCCCUCCCGACUGGAAAGUUUAGAGAAUUUUAAUGCAAUUCCACCAAUUGGUCCUGCCAUGUUGACUCGUGAAGAUACGUCUCCCUCUGAACCAAUUCCUCCACGAGAACCAACACCCGAUGAUGAACCAGCCCCGGUAUCGGAAUUUAUCCAAACCAAGGAGCCAGCUCCUAUACCCGAACUACCCUCAUUACGGGAAAUACCACCUAUCUCAGAACAACGAGAGCCAGCUCCUAAAGACUUGAAUUCCAAAGAAACAUUUGGAAGCUAGAAACAACUAUACUUGUUCACUUUUUUACUAGUAGUUGAGGUGGCGAUUGUUUGAACAGGAACUUUCAUGUUGAAACCAUUGAUAAAUGAUCUGAACUUGAUCCGGAUAGAAGAGCUCACGUGUGCCGAGUGGAUGU
This is a messenger RNA of Exaiptasia diaphana, 1653 nucleotides long. Its product is annotated as myosin tail region-interacting protein MTI1. The record is from RefSeq and is a predicted model, not a curated record. Bases 270 to 1517 code for a protein of 415 amino acids. Lineage: Eukaryota; Metazoa; Cnidaria; Anthozoa; Actiniaria; Aiptasiidae. The transcript is spliced from 2 exons.